GUUUGUGUUCUAAAAAAAUUCCCAUGUGACAAAUGAUGAGCAUUAAUUAGCUAAAUCCGCAGAAAAAUAUUAAUAAUAAAGAAAGAGAAACAGAACUUGUCCACUUGUUUCCUUCCAUCCAAAUUACAGAUAUAAAAAUUUUCCAUCUCCCCUCUAUCGCCAUAUUUUCAUACAAAUAAAACAAAAUGAGCCCUGCAGAUACCUCCUCCGAUAUCAUCUCCGACGAAUCCAAGAUUCCUCUUCUUCCCGUCCACGAUCAAACAAUCCAACGUCGAUCAAGCUCCCAUUCAUCUCUGAAGGAUUCCCUUCUCACACCAGCCAAUUUCUAUAUCCUCCUAGGGCCUCUUUUGUGUGCCAUAAUAUGCCUGUUGGUGAAGUUAGAUGCUCCGGUGAAUAGCAGGAACAUGUUAGCCAUUCUUGCGUGGAUGUUCUCUUGGUGGCUCACGGAGGCUGUGCCUAUGCCGAUCACUUCGAUGGCACCUCUGUUUCUGUUUCCAUUCUUCGGAAUUGCUUCUGCUGAUAACGUUGCUAAAUCUUAUAUGGAUGAUGUGAUUGCUCUUGUUCUUGGAAGCUUUAUCCUGGCUCUUGCUGUUGAGCAUUAUAAUAUACACAAGAGAUUGGCCUUAAACAUAACCCAUCUGUUCUGCGGAGAUCCUGUAAAACCACCACUUCUCCUCCUUGGAAUAUGCGGCACCACAGCAUUUGUCAGCAUGUGGAUGCACAACGUUGCGGCGGCGGUGAUUAUGAUGCCCGUGGCGACAGGGAUUUUGCAGCGGCUGCCGGUGGGUCCAGUCCAAGGACAAAACAAUGUGGUGGGAAAGUUCUGCAAGGCAGUGGUCCUGGGGGUGAUAUACUCUGCAGCUGUUGGAGGGAUGAGCACUCUUACGGGGACGGGUGUCAACCUGAUAUUGGUGGGGAUGUGGAAGAGCUAUUUUCCACAGGCAAAUCCUAUCAGCUUCAGCACUUGGUUCUUCUUCGGGUUUCCUCUGGCUUUGGUAAUUUUCCUUGCUUUGUGGGCCAUACUUUGUUUGUUGUAUUGCUCAAGAGGUUCAGGCCAAGUCCUCUCUGCUUAUUUGGACAGAGCUCACCUUAAGAGAGAACUUGAAACUCUAGGUCCAAUGGCUUUUGCUGAAAAGUCGAUUUUAGCCAUAUUUGGGAUGCUAAUAGUUUUAUGGAUGACAAGAAGCUUAACAGAUGAGAUUCCUGGUUGGGGAGCUCUCUUCAAUGGACGUGCUGGGGAUGGAACUGUCAGUGUUAUGAUGGCAACAUUACUAUUCAUAAUACCAAGCAAGAAGCAAAAGGGUGAGAAAUUGAUGGAUUGGAACAAAUGCAAGAAGCUACCAUGGAACAUCAUAUUACUCCUAGGAGCUGGUUUUGCCAUUGCAGAUGGAGUGAGGACUAGUGGCCUGGCUGAUGUGCUUUCAAAAGCAUUGGACUUCUUGGAGGAAGCACCAUACUGGGCAAUUGCCCCUAUUGUGUGUCUCAUUAGUGCCACAAUCACUGAAUUCACUUCCAAUAAUGCCACAACCACACUCUUGGUCCCUCUGCUCAUUCAAAUUGCAAAAUCUAUGCAUGCCCACCCACUGCUGCUUAUGGUUCCUGGAGCAAUUGGAGCACAAUUUUCUUUCUUGCUUCCAACUGGAACACCUUCCAAUAUUGUAGGGUUCACUACUGGGCAUAUUGAGAUCAAAGAUAUGAUUAAGACUGGGUUGCCCCUCAAGAUUGCUGGUAUUACAGCACUUGCUUUUCUAAUGCCUACACUAGGAGCUUAUGUUUUUAGGACAAAUGGAGAAGUUCAAUAAACAUCUGCAUAGUCUUGUGUGAUCAGCAGCUGGUCUCUUCCUCGUUGUAGGGCUUGAAGAAUUGAAGUUAUAUAUUUUGUGCAAUCAAAGUGAAAUGCUCUUCUUGUUUCCAAAUUUUCCUUCUAUAUUUUUCUUUCCUGUUAUUGUAAAUGUACAUAUCUAGUGAUUCACAAUUAGAAUGCUAAGUUGUUGUUAUUAUUAUUAUAUUAUUAUUAUUAUUUUUGGCACAA
Hevea brasiliensis (rubber tree) is the source of this 2032-nucleotide messenger RNA. Its product is annotated as tonoplast dicarboxylate transporter. Gene Ontology annotation, cellular component: membrane. The coding region runs from base 186 to 1802 and encodes 538 amino acids. Lineage: Eukaryota; Viridiplantae; Streptophyta; Magnoliopsida; Malpighiales; Euphorbiaceae. Gene Ontology annotation, molecular function: transmembrane transporter activity. Gene Ontology annotation, biological process: monoatomic anion transmembrane transport. The transcript is spliced from 6 exons. The record is from RefSeq and is a predicted model, not a curated record.